CGACCAUGGGGUGCAUUAAAAGCAAAGAAGACAAAGGUCCAGCCAUGAAAUACAGGACUGAUAAUACUCCAGAACCUGUUAGUUCCCAUACCAGCCAUUAUGGAUCAGACUCAAGCCAAGCAACACAAUCACCCGCAAUAAAGGGAUCAACAGUUAAUUUUAAUAGUCAUUCCAUGACUCCUUUUGGAGGACCCUCAGGAAUGACACCAUUUGGAGGAGCAUCAUCUUCAUUUUCAGCUGUGCCAACUCCAUAUCCUAGUACUUUAACGGGUGGUGUUACUGUAUUUGUGGCCUUAUAUGAUUAUGAAGCUAGAACUACAGAUGACCUUUCAUUUAAGAAAGGUGAACGGUUCCAGAUCAUUAACAACACGGAAGGAGACUGGUGGGAAGCACGAUCCAUUGCUACAGGAAAAACAGGCUACAUCCCAAGCAAUUAUGUAGCUCCUGCAGACUCCAUUCAAGCAGAAGAAUGGUAUUUUGGUAAGAUGGGCAGGAAGGAUGCAGAAAGGCUACUUCUAAAUCCUGGGAACCAGCGUGGUAUUUUCUUAGUAAGAGAGAGUGAAACCACUAAAGGUGCUUAUUCCCUUUCCAUACGUGACUGGGAUGAGGUCAGAGGUGACAAUGUGAAACACUACAAAAUCAGAAAACUUGAUAAUGGUGGAUACUAUAUCACAACCAGAGCACAAUUUGAAUCACUGCAGAAGUUGGUAAAGCACUACAGAGAACACGCUGAUGGGCUGUGCCAUAAGCUGACAACUGUGUGUCCAACUGUGAAACCACAAACCCAGGGACUAGCAAAAGAUGCCUGGGAAAUUCCCAGAGAAUCUUUGAGGCUAGAGGUGAAGUUGGGCCAAGGAUGCUUUGGUGAAGUGUGGAUGGGAACAUGGAAUGGAACCACAAAAGUAGCAAUCAAGACACUAAAACCUGGUACCAUGAUGCCAGAAGCUUUCCUGCAGGAGGCACAGAUCAUGAAGAAAUUACGACACGACAAGCUUGUACCCCUGUAUGCUGUUGUUUCUGAGGAGCCAAUCUACAUAGUCACUGAAUUCAUGACAAAAGGCAGCUUGCUAGACUUCCUAAAAGAAGGGGAAGGGAAGUACUUAAAACUCCCCCAACUGGUUGACAUGGCUGCACAGAUUGCUGAUGGCAUGGCUUACAUUGAAAGAAUGAACUACAUCCACAGGGAUCUCCGGGCAGCUAACAUUCUUGUAGGAGACAAUCUUGUGUGUAAAAUAGCAGACUUUGGUUUAGCACGGCUAAUAGAGGACAAUGAGUACACUGCAAGACAAGGAGCUAAAUUUCCAAUUAAAUGGACAGCUCCUGAGGCAGCGUUGUAUGGUCGGUUUACAAUCAAGUCAGAUGUGUGGUCGUUUGGAAUUCUACUGACAGAGCUGGUAACAAAAGGGAGAGUGCCAUAUCCAGGGAUGGUGAAUCGGGAAGUUCUGGAACAGGUGGAACGUGGAUAUAGGAUGCCUUGUCCACAAGGCUGUCCAGAGUCUCUCCACGAGUUAAUGAAACUGUGUUGGAAGAAGGACCCUGAUGAGAGACCAACAUUUGAAUAUAUACAGUCUUUCCUGGAGGACUACUUUACUGCUACAGAACCACAGUACCAGCCUGGAGACAAUUUAUAAGCCAACAAUCUGUAUAACAUACACAAAUCUGCCAAAUGUAAAAGACUUGCAAAGAAUUCCUGAUGUCUUUAAGGAAUCAAAGGAAAGAAAAUCUUCGCUACUUUGCAUGCUUUUAAUGGCAAACUGGAAUUUCAUAAUACAGUUGCACAAAACCACUUUUGAAGUGUUAUAAUUACCAAUGAUGGAAUUCUGUUUGUUUGUUUUUUCUUUUUCCCAACUUAUUUCAGGGUCCAAAGGAAGCUUAUUGAAAAAUACAGGGUGGUAAAACAAGAGCUAGUGUGAACAAUAGCAGCAAACCCAGUGUUUGAAAUCAUUUAUUUUCCAGGUAUUUAGUAAUCAUUCUACUAAGAGGGAAUUGUCUGGAGUUGCAAGUGGCUCUGAGUAGGACAUUUUAAAGCAGAGGAACUUUAUGGGACCAAAUAAUUCUAUUCCAGUUCUGUAAAACUUCCUGCACUAAAAUUCCAUGGGUAUUUUCUUUUAAAGGUGAUGCAACCCUAUUGAUGCAUAGUCUUUAUCUUUAAGCUUCCUCUUAUAUGGACUUAAUUAGGGUAGGCAGGUUAAAGGAGAAAUUGGAACAAUAUAUGACAAACUUUGAUCUAAAUUGUAGACCUCAAUAGUGAAAUUAGAGAGCAUAAUGCACUGUGUUUAAUACGUGUUAUUAAUGUAACUGGAAAGUAGCAUGAGGGAUUUUUCUUUUUUUUUUUCUUUCUGCAUAGCUAAUUAAGAAUAAUGAAGGUAACUAGAAAAUGAGGUAAUAUUUUAUAAAGUUACGCUGAUAAAGUAUGAUGAUAUUUGAACUUGAAACUAUGUAAUAAAAUUGGGGUGGGGGAAAAUCCUUUAAUCUUUUAAGCUCUAAUCUUACAAAGAGCUUUUGUGUGGGAAAACUACCUGAACAAAGCUCACCAAGAAAGCAAGACUGAAGCUGGUAAAUGGCCACUUUUAGCCCAUUUUCAGAGACAGAUUUGGUACUGUUAUAUGUGGCUUUUAUAUUGUUAAUAAGGGUGGGUGCCACAAAUGUAAACUGUCACUAGUUCAGGGAUUUGAUUGCACUUUUGCUUCUCUUGACUAUUAAGACACUCUUACACACAGUUUCGCUUCCCACUUUUGCCCUUCCCAUAGAAUUAUUUAACUAAAAGUAAACAGAAGAAAAUGUGAAAGUAUAGAAACUAAAGGGAUAAAAUAUAUUUAAUAUUGACCGAAUAUAGUGACAAUGAACUUUUGUUGGCAUUCAGCGCAGCUUACACAACAUCUAGAUUUUAUUUUCUUCAGCUACUGACAUAUCAAGCAAUAACAUCAUGUCUUCUAUCCAACAAUUUGCAUGAGGUUUUUGAAUUUCUGAUCAAGCUUGUAUAAUUUGAUUUUGAAACACUAAACUCAUACUUAGCUGUUGGGUUGAAAUUUGUAUUAUCAUUGUAAAGCUAUCCAACU
Nothoprocta perdicaria is the source of this 3059-nucleotide messenger RNA. RefSeq names its product YES proto-oncogene 1, Src family tyrosine kinase (gene YES1). The record is from RefSeq and is a predicted model, not a curated record. Gene Ontology annotation, molecular function: signaling receptor binding; non-membrane spanning protein tyrosine kinase activity; ATP binding. Gene Ontology annotation, cellular component: extrinsic component of cytoplasmic side of plasma membrane. Gene Ontology annotation, biological process: cell surface receptor protein tyrosine kinase signaling pathway; protein phosphorylation; cell differentiation. NCBI's taxonomy places the organism in Eukaryota, Metazoa, Chordata, Aves, Tinamiformes, Tinamidae. The coding region runs from base 6 to 1631 and encodes 541 amino acids. The transcript is spliced from 11 exons.